AUGGCGGUCACUUCGUGGGGAAUUCUCUCCAUAGGGGAGCCGAAGCGAUCUGGGAUCUGCCUUGAGAACGCUGCACUCGCAGUAUCGGAUGUGAGGGCAGUAUACCGACGGGUCGCGCAAGCGGCCAAGAAGGAAAAUGUUACGGAAUGGAGUCGUCCACCGAGCCACGUGUUGCCGCUGCGGCGGUCGCACAUCCAAGUCCUGAGGGUCGCGCAAGCGACCAAGAGGUGGGCCAUCGUUGCGGAUGGAUGA
Peronospora matthiolae is the source of this 252-nucleotide messenger RNA. NCBI's taxonomy places the organism in Eukaryota, Oomycota, Peronosporomycetes, Peronosporales, Peronosporaceae. The record is from the annotation of a GenBank genome assembly.